This is a messenger RNA of Anguilla rostrata (American eel), 2379 nucleotides long. It is a transcript of the gene tlcd5b, whose product is annotated as TLC domain containing 5b. NCBI's taxonomy places the organism in Eukaryota, Metazoa, Chordata, Actinopteri, Anguilliformes, Anguillidae. The record is from RefSeq and is a predicted model, not a curated record. Gene Ontology annotation, cellular component: membrane. Bases 525 to 992 code for a protein of 155 amino acids. The transcript has a single exon.
ACAGGGUGAAUGUGAGUCUGCUGCUCAUGUGAUAUUUGUGUAGGAAGUGUAAAGGGCUGCCUCUUCAAGAAAAAGAGGGCAAAUAAAGUUUUGUUUCUGUUCAGUUCCAUUCUACCUUUUUAUUGCUCUAUUCAAAGAACUCUGAAGGGGCACUUCCAACCCUGGGCAAAAAAUGAACAAUUUGAUUGUUUCAGUUAGAAAUAACUAUACAGUACUUGAAUACUGCUACAAGUGAUAAAUGAUUACAGAAAUUACAAAAUUUACUACUAGUAUUACUAAUACUACUGUAUCGCCUCCUACAACUUUGAAGAAAUUGUACUAAAUCAUUGUUUACAUACAAUAACAGUAUCAACAAUUGAACCAUAUUGUUACUAUUAUUAAUAUUAUUGUUUUGUGUUGUAUACCCCCUUCAUCCAACGUGUUUGUCAGUGACGCAUUUUUUGUGUGUGUCAUCCACAGGUACAGAGAACACACCCCUGCAGGUCAUAGCCCUGGUCCUCAGCCUGGGCUACUUCGUCUUCGACAUGGGCUGGUGCGUGUACUACCGCACGGAGGGCCCGCUGAUGCUGGCGCACCACACCAUGAGCAUUCUGGGAAUCCUGCUGGCGCUGGUGCAGGGCGAGUCGGGCAUCGAGACGUGCGCCGUGCUCUUCGGCACGGAGAUCACCAACCCGCUGCUGCAGGCGCGCUGGUUCCUGCGCAAGCUGGGCCGCUACGACACGCUGGCGGGCGACGCGGUCGACGCGCUCUUCGUCCUGCUGUUCGCCGGCGUGCGCAUCGGGGUGGGCGGCCGCAUGCUGUACUGCGAGCUCGCCUCGCCCCGCCCCUCGCUGGCCGUCAAGGGGGGCGGAGUGGCCAUCUACGGCCUCUCCUGCGUCUUCAUGGUGGACAUCGCCCGCUUUGCCUGCCGGAAAAGCGCCGGCAAAUUCCGCCGCUGGAAGGAGCAAUGCAAAGCGCUAGGGGCCAAUGGGAACUCUGGGAGGACCGGCUGAGAACUCCGCCCCCGGGAUGUGGAACGUGAGGACAAUCUGGAUAUGGAGAACGAGAGAUAGGAAGGAAACAUUCGCUUUGAAGUUACAUAUUGCACAAUGCACAGCAAGAAACAAACUCACUUUUAUUUUUUAAAAAUAUUUGUUUGUAGCUCAUUUUAUUAUGUUAAGUAACAGACCGUGCAUGUGUGAGAGUGUGUAUGUAUAGUAUUUAUGGUAAUACCUAUGUUUUUGUCCUUACUGAAAACAAAGUGGUGCUGAAUAUCAUUCACAAUGUAAAAUUGAUUUAUAGUUUUAUAAAUUAUACAUUUUAUUUCUAGACAGAAAUAAGCAGCCAGACUUGAUAAACCGUACUAAUCAUCAUAUGACAAAAUGUAAAAUGUUUUUGGCUUAAAAAUGUGUUUGUACUAUAGCUUGACUAUACUAUAUACUAUUGACUUGAGUUUUAUCUACCUCUUGUUCAGCUGAGACAUUAGCAAACAGCUUUUUUAACUUUGUGUACUGAAAGGAUUGUGCAAGUUAGUUUUUAGAAUUCUGAACCAGUCUACUUAUUUUGGAGAAAAGAUAACGUUUUAUCUUGGUUUACUCAAUAUGAAAGGGUUAAAAUAUGUUGCAUCUGCUGGAUUUUAUUUUAACUUGUUAAAUGUUGAAAUGCUAGCAUUAGCAAUCUCACUGCCAAAUCCUGCUGCUGUAUACUGUGAAUGGAUGCAGUGUAGUCUAAGCACUUAACACCUCGUUUGGUACAAUGUUCGUGUGGCAUACCCUGGAGAUUGUUUGUUUUCUGAAGGCAGAAGUCACCAAACACAAGAUGCAUAUUUAAGUAAUAAAGCAAUGGGAAGAACCAUAAUUAUUCUAAUGAACCUCACUCUAACACUGAAGCAUGGUUUCAGACUCAGGCUUCAGGAAGUGAUCAAGUGUAACAGUAUUAAUCGUGAUCAUUUAGGCAGAAGGAACUUCCUGCUAUUCCAUAGGAUAAUUAACCCGAAGGAAAGUAUUUGGUUGAAGAACGUAAUCCAAAAAUGUGUUAAAAACUUUGUUGAUGAAUUUAUACUGGGAAAUCUGGGGAAGGUCAUAAUUCAGGUAAAUAUUGCAUAAAGUGUAACAGUAUUAAUCGUGAUCAUUUAGGCAGAAGGAACUUCCUGCUAUUCCAUAGGAUAAUUAACCCGAAGGAAAGUAUUUGGUUGAAGAACGUAAUCCAAAAAUGUGUUAAAAACUUUGUUGAUUAAUUUAUACUGGGAAAUCUGGGGAAGGUCAUAAUUCAGGUAAAUAUUGCAUAAAUUUGUCAGGUAAUAGCCAGUUACUGUAUAUGUGUCAGAUAUGUCCAAUAGAACUUGCUUUAUUUUAUUAUGUAUUAAUUAGUUAAAUAAAAUAAUGCACAUUUGAGUACAAA